Messenger RNA from Abrus precatorius (Indian licorice), 1772 nucleotides. Its product is annotated as actin-7. Bases 193 to 1359 code for a protein of 388 amino acids. The transcript has 4 exons. Gene Ontology annotation, cellular component: plasma membrane; cytosol; plasmodesma. NCBI's taxonomy places the organism in Eukaryota, Viridiplantae, Streptophyta, Magnoliopsida, Fabales, Fabaceae. Gene Ontology annotation, biological process: cell division. The record is from RefSeq and is a predicted model, not a curated record.
UACACUCACUCUCUCUCCGCAUAUAUAUACCCCUCUCCUUCCCUUCUCCUCUUUCUUUAUCGUCACAACGUGUUUGCAUAACCUCCAUCAGUGGAGAGAGAGAGUGUGUGUGUGUGAGAUUGCAAAGCCAUCGUCUUCUUCUCGGACCUUGGCUUUUUUUGUCCUCCAUCUCUAAUUCAAGUUCGGUAAAAGAUGGCCGAUGCUGAGGAUAUUCAGCCUCUUGUUUGUGACAAUGGAACUGGAAUGGUGAAGGCAGGAUUUGCUGGUGACGAUGCUCCCAGGGCUGUGUUUCCCAGCAUUGUUGGCCGACCUCGUCAUACUGGCGUUAUGGUUGGGAUGGGUCAAAAGGAUGCCUAUGUAGGCGAUGAAGCUCAAUCAAAAAGAGGUAUUCUUACUCUGAAGUACCCAAUUGAGCAUGGUAUAGUCAGUAACUGGGAUGACAUGGAAAAGAUCUGGCAUCACACAUUUUACAAUGAAUUGCGUGUUGCUCCUGAGGAGCACCCAGUGCUUCUAACUGAGGCUCCACUCAACCCAAAGGCCAACAGAGAAAAAAUGACCCAAAUCAUGUUUGAGACCUUCAAUGUGCCUGCUAUGUAUGUGGCCAUCCAGGCUGUCCUUUCCCUGUAUGCAAGUGGUCGUACAACUGGUAUUGUUUUGGACUCUGGUGAUGGUGUGAGUCACACUGUGCCAAUCUAUGAGGGCUAUGCACUUCCUCAUGCUAUCCUUCGUUUGGAUCUUGCUGGCCGUGAUCUAACUGACUCUUUGAUGAAGAUCCUCACAGAGAGAGGGUACAUGUUCACCACCUCAGCUGAGCGGGAAAUCGUUCGUGACAUGAAGGAAAAGCUUGCAUAUGUUGCCUUGGAUUAUGAGCAAGAACUUGAGACUGCAAAAAGCAGUUCUUCAGUUGAGAAAAACUAUGAGCUUCCAGAUGGACAAGUUAUCACAAUUGGAGCUGAGAGAUUCCGUUGCCCUGAAGUUCUUUUCCAGCCUUCUAUGAUUGGAAUGGAAGCUGCUGGAAUUCAUGAGACCACCUACAACUCUAUCAUGAAGUGUGAUGUGGAUAUUAGAAAGGAUCUGUACGGUAACAUUGUUCUUAGUGGUGGCUCAACUAUGUUCCCUGGUAUUGCUGACCGUAUGAGCAAGGAGAUUACUGCACUUGCUCCUAGUAGUAUGAAGAUUAAGGUUGUGGCUCCACCGGAGAGAAAGUACAGUGUCUGGAUUGGAGGAUCAAUCCUUGCAUCCCUCAGCACCUUCCAACAGGUGAUUGUUUUAUUUCAAAUAGGCCGUUCCCCAAUUAUGCCAAUUAAAUUGAACUCUAAAACAUGUUUUGGUUUUGCAGAUGUGGAUAUCCAAGGGUGAAUAUGAUGAGUCUGGUCCAUCCAUUGUCCACAGGAAGUGCUUCUAAGUCCUAAAAAAUAAAAACUUUAAUGGUGAGUUAUAUUUUUUUCUGUGGUUGCUUUUUGGUGUCUGUGUCAUGUCAUGGGAACUAUGUUGCCAUGGAUAAGACGUGGGAGGGUAUGUUCCGAGCUUCUUGAAUCAUGCGGCCCUCUGGAUGUGGCGGGCACAGAGUUGUUAAGAGGCCUUUUUUGCCUUGUAAUUCAUCCAUGUCUUAGUAAGUAGGCUGUUUGUAGCAAAGGAGUGAUUGUGAUGCUUAUUUUAUUUCCUUUUUACCCCCUUUUCAGAGUUUACAUUUUUUUUUUGUUUUUGCCUUUGGAACAUUGAUGAGAAUGUCUAUAGCUAUAUGUAUCGAUAAUUUUUAUAAUAUUGUCAGU